AUGCGUCUCCUCAAAACUACCAAGUCCGAAGUGGGCGCCUUCGAAAUUGAGCUCUUCACGGAUGACCAACUCCAAUAUCUGCCAUAUGCAAUCCUGUCCCAUACUUGGGGUCCAGAUGAGGUUACUCUACAGAAUAUCAAUGAGCCUGUCGUAAAGUCCUGGAAGGGUUACAAGAAGAUUGAAGAAUGCUGCUCGAUGGCCCACGAGAUGGGGUAUGAAUACGUUUGGAUCGACACUUGCUGCAUUGACAAGACAAGUAGCGCAGAGCUAUCAGAGGCAAUCAACUCCAUGUUCGUCUGGUACCAAGAGGCUCGCGUAUGCUAUGCCUAUCUCUACGACGUACCAUCGACGCCGUUUGAAGAAAGCAGGUGGUUUACCAGAGGAUGGACUCUGCAAGAGUUAAUUGCGCCACAGGUGGUGAUAUUUUUUAACAGGGACUGGGAGCAGUUAGGUAAUAAGACGAGCCUUGGGAGAAGAAUAUCUCAACGCACUCGUAUACCUGAGAGUAUUCUUUCGGGUGAGAAAGAUCUUGAUACGUGUAGUACCGCACAGAGAAUGUCAUGGGCAGCGGAGAGGCAGACAACUAGAGUUGAGGAUCGUGCCUAUUGUUUAAUGGGGUUAUUUGGUGUUAAUAUGCCGCUGAUCUAUGGGGAAAGAGAGAGUGCUUUUAUUAGACUCCAGGAAGAAAUUUUACGGAUCUCGGAAGACCACAGCCUAUUUGCUUGGAAGUCUUCGGAUACUCGCGCUGGACUUCUUGCCACAUCUCCUGCUGCCUUUAUUGACUCCCACGAUAUUGUUCCACACGACAUUGUCCCAUGGGAGACAUUUGAUACACGCAGUAGCCCUUUGAUUAUAAGCGGCAAGGGCAUUCAUCUAGACCUUUGUCUCAUAGGCUUAGAGCAUGUCGGGCUGGGGCUGGCGGUUCUGCAAUGCAAGAAAGUUGAUGGCGAGUAUACAUCGGUCGGCAUCUUUGUGCAUGACCCCUCCUUGACACUGGAGCGAUUCAAGAGAGUUCAUUGUGACGAUUUCCGCCAUCUUGAUCUCAAAAGGUACAAGAGCUACCAAUAUCGUACGAUAAGGAUGUGUAUCCAAGCUGGUCGCAUGGCACGUUCCCAGAGGCCAAGGGACUCCGAACAAUACAAUAUUUUUUCGCCGAUCCGAAUUUACCUUGAGUCCGAACCAAUACGAAUCACCAAUUGGCAUAGCUCCAUGGCAGAGGUUUAUCUAUGGCUGUUGGUCGCCCGGGGCAGUCUUGAAGCAACCUUAAGCAAGGUUUCCAAGAACCGGACGCCACUAGCGUGGGCUGCUCAGCAAGGCCUUGAGGGAUUUGUCCGUGUUCUGCUCAAGAGGGGUGCUGCCAUUGAGCUGGGUGGGGAGAUGAUUGAUACGCCCCUUUCCUUGGCAUCUCGGAAUGGGCAUACUGCUAUAGCCAAGCUGCUACUUGAUAAGGGAGCCAACAUUGAGGCAAGAGGUAGCACUGGUCAAACACCAUUAAUGGAUGCUAUUUGUGCUCAAGAUAUAGAUAUUGUCAAUGUGAUACUUAGCAGGAAUCCUGACAUUAACGCAAGUGAUAGACACGGCGUCACACCAUUAAUCUAUGCUAUCAGAACUCAGGAUAUAGCUAUUAUCGAUUUGAUACUUAGCAAGAAUCCGAACAUUGAGGCAGGAGAUAGCCGUGGUGACACACCAUUAAUCAAUGCUAUACGGACUGGAGAUACAGCUACUAUCAAUGCGAUACUUAACAGGAAUCCUAACAUGGAAGCAGGAAAUAUCGCAGGUCAAAGACCAUUAAUACAUGCACUUGACGUUGGCAAUCGAACUACCAUUAAGAUGCUGCUUGAGAAAGGUGCCGAUAUUGAGGCAAGAGAUGCGUAUGGCCGAACACCGCUGCUAUAUGCCAUUACUCUGACGCCAGUACCAUAUGACAAGCCCUCUGAAAUAGUGAAUCUUGUUGAUAUGCUAAUUCAACAUGGUGCCGAUAUUAAUGCAAGGACUAGAUAUGGUGAGACAGCACUGCAGUGGGCCACAAGUCGAGGAUGCAAGGACAUUGUCGAUCUACUAAAAGAGAGAGACCCCAUUACUAAAGCAAGACGUGAGACAGCCAUGUCAAGGGUAUCUAGGAAGUCGCACCAGGGCAUUUUCAGGCUCUUUAAAUCAGAGUCCUAG
Messenger RNA from Aspergillus pseudotamarii, 2166 nucleotides. RefSeq names its product ankyrin repeat-containing domain protein. The coding region runs from base 1 to 2166 and encodes 721 amino acids. The record is from RefSeq and is a predicted model, not a curated record. NCBI's taxonomy places the organism in Eukaryota, Fungi, Ascomycota, Eurotiomycetes, Eurotiales, Aspergillaceae. The transcript has a single exon. Gene Ontology annotation, molecular function: protein binding.